This is a messenger RNA of Chrysoperla carnea, 867 nucleotides long. RefSeq names its product ubiquitin-conjugating enzyme E2 G2 (gene Ubc7). Gene Ontology annotation, cellular component: endoplasmic reticulum; cytosol. The record is from RefSeq and is a predicted model, not a curated record. The coding region runs from base 310 to 813 and encodes 167 amino acids. The transcript is spliced from 5 exons. NCBI's taxonomy places the organism in Eukaryota, Metazoa, Arthropoda, Insecta, Neuroptera, Chrysopidae.
AAGUUUCAAUAACUAUUCAUUCUUGAUGUUUAACUAGUUUUAAACUACCUGAAUGUCAUACCGAUUAUUAUACAUAUUCAAAGUAUUAAUUAGUAUAACGUAAUCAAGUAAUAUAUAAAAUUAAUCAGCAUUUAAUGUGUGACAAAAUAAUAUAAAAUUCAUAAAAGAUGAAAGUAAUGAAUUGGAUCGCGACAUAAUUAGGCUACCUACGUGCAUAUAGCAUAACCUGAAAUUCUAUGUUGUGAAUCUAUUAAAAAAUGAUAAGAACAAAUUUGUAUUAGAUCAAAAGAAAAUUCAAUUAAAUCAAUAAUGGCUGGAUCUGCAUUAAGACGUCUUAUGGCAGAAUAUAAACAAUUGACAUUGAAUCCACCUGAAGGUAUCAUAGCUGGACCCAUAAAUGAGGAAAAUUUUUUUGAAUGGGAAGCUUUAAUAACUGGCCCAGAAGGUACUUGCUUUGAAGGAGGUGUAUUUCCAGCAAAACUAGUAUUUCCUCCAGAUUAUCCGUUAAGUCCACCAAAAAUGCAAUUUACUUGUGAAAUGUUUCACCCUAAUAUUUAUUCUGAUGGCCGAGUUUGUAUAUCAAUUCUUCAUGCUCCUGGCGAUGAUCCUAUGGGAUAUGAAUCAAGUGCAGAGAGAUGGUCACCUGUGCAAAGUGUAGAAAAAAUUUUGCUAUCCGUAGUUAGCAUGUUGGCAGAACCAAAUGAUGAAAGUGGAGCCAAUGUAGAUGCUGCAAAAAUGUGGCGUGAAAAUAGAGAAGAAUUUAAUAGAAUAGCAGAAAAAAUUGUUCGAAGAACACUUGGAAUUCCGACUUAGUUUCAUCGUUUAAUAUUGUUAUGUACUUUUAAAAUAUAAUUUAAAAAAACGAAG